Molecule: messenger RNA, 1074 nt
Organism: Theobroma cacao (cacao)
Lineage: Eukaryota; Viridiplantae; Streptophyta; Magnoliopsida; Malvales; Malvaceae
Source: RefSeq, a predicted model, not a curated record
AUGACUCAGUUACAAAGACUUGACCUUUCUUUCACUUAUCUAACUGAAGAGAUUCCAAAAGAGUUGUGUAGGUUGACAUCGUUGAUGGAUCUGUCACUACAAGGUAACCAACUAUCAGGCAAUAUCCCUCUAACAACUAGAAUGCUACAUGACCUUCAAACGUUGAAUCUAACAGCAAACAACUUAAGUGGAUCACUUUGGACGGAGAUUGGAAACUGUUUAAAACUUCAAUUCUUGAAUUUGAGCUCGAACAGGUUUCAUGGAACCAUUCCUUUAGAAAUUGGUGAUUUACAUUCUCUAGAAAAUAUUGAUCUUAGUCAAAAUUUUUUGAUGGAAGAGAUACUGCCACAGCUUGGGAACUUGUUGAUCUUGGAAACCAUAAAUCUUUCACACAACAUGCUCUUUGGUUCCAUUCGAUCAACUUUUGAAAAUGGUUUGUCAGGCUUGACAAUUGUAAAUGUGUCCUUCAAUCAAUUAGAAGGUCUUAUUCCAAACACCAAAGCUUUUUGUGCGGCUUCAUGUUAUGCAUUUCAAAGUAAUAAAACGCUGUGCGGCAACACUACAUGUUUAAAGGCUUGUGUUUCUAUUUCAAGCAGAAAAGGCCUCAUUUGGAUCGUAAUACCCCUUUUAGGUAACCUACUUUUGUUGCUUAUCUUGAUCAUAGGUCUUUUCACUCUAUGCCAGAGAUGUAAACAUAAAAAUAAGACAUUAGAAGAGAAGAACUGUGAGCAAAUUUUGGGUAUAUCGGGCGAUUUUGGAAAAGGAUUCUAUCAAGAUAUCAUCAAGGCAACAGAUGAAUUUAAUUCCAAUUAUUGCAUUGGGACAGGAGGACACGGACAUGUUUACAAAGUUGUGCCGUCGUCAGGUCAAGUGGUUGCUGUGAAAAAGUUUCAUCUUUCAAAAGAUGGCGAGCUGACCAAUGUGAAUGCUUUUGAAAGAGAGGUUGUUGCCCUGACAAAUAUACGACAUUGCAAUAUUGUGAAGCUAUAUGGUUUUUGUCCCCAUGCAAAAUACUAUUUUUUGGUUUAUGAUUUAAUUGAAAAAGGAAGCUCGAGAGUGAUACUAAACAAUUAG